This is a messenger RNA of Triticum dicoccoides, 1044 nucleotides long. RefSeq names its product CRIB domain-containing protein RIC4-like. The coding region runs from base 166 to 681 and encodes 171 amino acids. The transcript is spliced from 2 exons. The record is from RefSeq and is a predicted model, not a curated record. Lineage: Eukaryota; Viridiplantae; Streptophyta; Magnoliopsida; Poales; Poaceae.
CUCUGCUUUCUGUCUUUCUCUCUCACCAAACUCUGCUCCGCGUGCACUGCCUAUAAGACACGCCGGGCCAAGAACGCAACACCAUUCUGCCUGCAUCUUUCUUUCUCCUUAUCUCAUCAUCUGUACCCUCCGUAGUGUUCGUAUCAAUCUCCAGCUCCGGCUCCGAUGAAGGACCGACGCGGCGGCGCUGGAUUCCCCUUCUCCAUCGGCUGCAUGUCGCAGUCCGCCGUGGCCGUCGCCCACCCGCUCGGUAAGAAGCCACCAGCACCGGCGCCGCAGCCGCAGGCCGACAACCCUUCUUCCUCCACCACGACGACGGCCACCGCACAGGAGAGAGGCGCCGGAGAAGAAAGCAGCGAGGACAAGGCGAGAACCGCGGCGGCGGCGGCGGCAGGGACCGUCACGGCCGGGGUGCAGCGGCUGCUCAGGGGAAUCAAGACCUUCUUCGCGGCGUACGACGUCGAUGAAGAGGAGGACGACGAGGAGCAGGAGAUCGUGAUCGGGUACCCCACCGACGUGCAGCACGUCGGACACAUCGGCUGGGACGGGAUCAACAAGGUGGGCGGCAUGGGCGUGGGCGUGGGCAUGGCCGGCGCCUUCUCCCUGCCAUCCUCCCUCUCCCUCCGCCAGCUCGAGAUCGCCAUGGACCCCGGCGCUGGCAGCACCACCUGCAUCAACUGACCAAUCUCUGCUGCCAUUGUCACGCUCCUCGAGCUCGACAACCCACCAUCACUAGUGCUAGUAAAAAAAGAGUUGAGAUGAGUGAUCUCAUCUUUCAGUUCUUCAACGUGCUUGCUGAUGAUUGAUAAUUACCUUGUCAUUUGGUAAAAUUUCUUUUUUAACUUUGGACGAGAUAAGAAGCAUAUGCAUAGGUUUGUGUAUACUAUGUGGAGUGGAGUUGUGUACAUACUUGGUAGAUUGUGGGAGCUUCAGCUUGUUUCAAGAUCUCUACUGGCCAUGGGGCCCCUGCUCUUCUUCUUUUCCAUUGAAGUUGCUCUUAAACCAGAUGGUAAAAUCUUGUCAGGAGUGAUGAUGAUUAAUUGC